AACAACAACAACGGACACGUGUGGACGUGAAGUUUGUUUUACACAGUUUUAACCGGUUUUACGUUCGAUGACCACUACUCAACAAACAGCAUCUCAAGUGGUCCCGUGCAUCCCUUUUGACCUUACAGACUCCCUAUGAACCUGACCUUAGGCAGCAAUUCAAAUGGAACCAAUUCAGUCCUCAAGCCGUGGUGAUCGAUCCGCAUAUUUGGGGGAGACCAGCUGCCCCCUGAAAGUCGUUGAGGACAUCUGGUUUGUAUGCUGUUCCUGCAGCUAUGUCACCAAAGAUCCACAUGUAAUUGUGAGCCACCUGGCUGCUCAUGGUGAUGAACAAGCCAAGUGCCAGCAUCCUCCCAUGUCUGGCUCUAAGUCCCAAAUGAUCGGCAACACUCGAAAGCACAAGAGAGAGAAGCCAUUUAAGUGCAAGCUUUGCCCCCAAGAGUUUGCUUAUAAUUCCCUUCUAAUCUGUCAUAACCGAACACACACUGGUGAAAAGCCAUUUAAGUGCAAGCAGUGCCCCAAAGCCUUUUCUCAAAAAUCCAAUCUGCAAAGUCAUAAUCGAAUGCACACAGGGGAAAAGCCAUUUAAGUGCAAGCAGUGCCCCCAAUCCUUUGCUCAAAAUUUCUGUCUGAGAAAUCAUAAUCUAAUCCACACUGGUGAAAAGCCAUUUAAGUGUAAGCAGUGCCCCAAAGCCUUUGCUCAGAGUUCCCAUCUGCAAAGGCAUAAUCGAACACACACAGGUGAAAAGCCAUUUAAGUGCAAACAGUGCCCUGAAUCCUUUGCUGAAAAUUGCUUUUUGAAAAGACAUAGUCGAAUGCACACUGGUGAAAAGCCAUUUAAGUGCAAGCAGUGCCCCAAAGCUUUUGCUCUCAAUUCCAAUCUGAAAAGACAUAAUCGAAUGCACACAGGUGAAAAGCCAUUUAAGUGCAACCAGUGCCCCAAAGCCUUUGCUCAUAAUUGCUAUCUGAAAAAUCAUAAUCGGAUGCACACUAGUGAAAAGCCAUUUAAGUCCAAACUGCCCCAAAGCCUUUGCUGAAAAUUCCAGUCUGCAAAGCUAUAAUCGAACGCACACAGGUGAAAAGCCAUUUAAGUGCAAGCAGUGCCCCAAAGCCUUUUCUCUUAAUCGUAAUCUGAUCCAUCAUAAUUAAACACACAGUGCUUAAAAUCCUUAGAAGGGCAAAGAAUUCCUAAAAGCUUUGCUCAGAAUAGGAAUUUACCCACCAGAAACAAUGCACACGUGCAGAAUGCCUUGUGGAUGACCCGUAAGUUAAGUAUGCCGCCUGUGUAAUCAUCUAACUCAUGCGCAGAACUUUAUGCUAUUUUAAUCGAAGUAUGCAUAUACCCAAGUUGAACAUCCCAAAGGCUUUGCUCAUUUUUUAAGUUUUUCACACUGAAGCCUUUAUGCACAAUAAGCCUCACAAAUUCCUGCGGUGUCCCAGGAUGUUGUCAUUUGCUAUCUUACCUUAUCGGGCACAUGCUAACCUAUGAGGUUCACAAAGCUUAAGAACAUUUGCGUAAAGCCUGAACGAAGUGGGCCUUUCAAAUGCCAGCAGUUCCGAGAAACUUGUAUUGGAAUUCCAGCUUGGUUGGCCGCAUAGACUGUGCGCACAGAGCCAGACUAUUUGGCCUUACUCUGGAGCCUCUUGUCCAAAUGCCACUGUUUGUCAUUACUCUAAUGUAUUGGUUAGUAGUAAAUGAUUCAUCUCCAACUGUGAUCUACAAGCUGGGUCGAUAAAUAAGAGAUAUUGUUUCAUGUUUUUCAGAGCAGCUGCUCUGUGUUCUGCACCCUAACGUACAUUGGGUCAUACUCUAGCUCUUGUUCCAAGCUCCCUCGAACUCGCUCGAGGUGUGCUCUUAGAUGUGAGGUCUAAUAUGUUUGUAAAAAUGUCUUUAUAGGUUUCCCUUUAUACUACUAUCUACGAGGAAGAUAGAAUGUAACAAAAGUUAAUGCGUAACCAGAAUUUAAUUCUGUUUAUUAAAAAAAAAG
Messenger RNA from Ixodes scapularis (black-legged tick), 1987 nucleotides. Its product is annotated as gastrula zinc finger protein XlCGF7.1-like. Gene Ontology annotation, molecular function: RNA polymerase II cis-regulatory region sequence-specific DNA binding; DNA-binding transcription factor activity, RNA polymerase II-specific. Gene Ontology annotation, biological process: regulation of transcription by RNA polymerase II. Bases 164 to 1036 code for a protein of 290 amino acids. The record is from RefSeq and is a predicted model, not a curated record. Lineage: Eukaryota; Metazoa; Arthropoda; Arachnida; Ixodida; Ixodidae. The transcript has 3 exons.